UAACAAACUAAAUCAGUCAGGUUCAGUCUGCUUGUCAAUGUCUAAUAGUGAUCUUGUUAGUGCUUUGGUAUAUUUCCAUCCUCUUAAAAUUUAUUUUAAUUCCUGAAAGAAAUGUCUAAUGACAACGCUUUGGAUUUACAUCAUGUGCACCAAUGCUUUCAACGGAGCCUCAAAGAGGAGGACGACGUUGUCAUAGAAGCAUACAUAGACGGUUAUAAUGAACUGGUUAAAUUUCUAAAUUUAAUCGGUACAGUAUUUUCGUUUGUGAGCAGUGAUGUCAAAAGUAAAAUAAAAGUGAUGGAGAAACAUCGUGAAGGCGAAAAUGCAGUUUAUUAUGAAUCAUUUAAGAAAAUGAUGACAUAUGAAAAGGAUGCCAAUUUGCAUGAAAAGAACGGUUUUGUAUCAGGCUCCAGAACAAUGCUCCGUUUGCAUAGAGGAUUGGAUUUCAUAAGAAUGUUCCUGAAGCGUCUCGGUGAAGCAGAUGAAGCCAUGAACACGUGUACAACAUGUCAAGGGACUUAUAAUGAGACGUUAGCGGAGUUCCAUCCCUGGUAUAUAAGGAAGGCGGCAACGUUAGCCAUGCAUGCGCUUCCGUCGCGACCAGAUUUAUUGAAAAAGGUGUUCGGAACAGAUGACAGCUUAACCGCCGCCAUGACAGUGUUGCCACAUACGCUAUCCUCUUGCGACGAAGUAUACAGGCGAGUCGAACAAUUAUAUACGGACUUUGAUUUCCAUGGCCUACCCUAGAGACGCAGCCGCUUCAUUAAAAAUAAAACUAAUUAUUUUCUUUAUUUUUUGUAAGUAUUGAGUGUUUUCGAGUUUUAAAAUUAUAUCGGCUGUGUUAAUGUGCUUAAAACAAUAGAAUUAUUUAGUAUUUUAAGUUUUGUUCAGAUUUAUAUAUAUAUAAAUAAUUGUACUAGAUAUUAAACAAGAGCUAGGACGAUUUUAGAAAAAUUAAAAAAAAUAUAAUAAAUAAAAAAAUGCCAAUGCUUCGGUUUCGAAACUGGACGAUUUUGUACAGAUAACAUAAAUUAUUCACAUUAUUUCCCAUUUAUGUGUUUACUGUAAUCGAUAUUAUUUAGUGAAUGCCUGGUAUGCUUAAGCUUGCAUAAUAUUUUGAUCUCGUGCGACAACGAAAACCUAUUUUUAAUGAUAAACGUUGUGUUUAACGCUUUUUUUUGUUAAAAUAUUCAUAAAAAUGUGUAUUGUGUUUAGAAACAAUAUUACGGCAAAGAUCCAUAUUAUGCGGAAAUAAAAAAGCGGGAAAAUAUGCUUUAGUCAGUUACAACACUAGUGACAUCUAGUGACGCACCGCUCGGACUAUCGCUAAUUGUUUGAAAAAACAAGUCGCCCCCCCCCCACCUGUCGUGCGUCGAUGGUACUAUAUCAGAAGUCUAGACUGGUGUGCCAAGAACAACUGUCUUCAGCUUCAUUAUAAUCGAAUGAAUUAUUUAAUAACACAUAGAGAAUAAGCAUACAAAGAAAUAUUGUUUUUCAUUGAAUGAGAUUUUAUAAUAACAUAUUAAUAUUUAAUUUUGAGAAGAUAUAGAGUAUGUCGAACUGCAUAUGCAGGCGGGGUAGGUCUGUAAUACAAUGGAUAUUUAUAAAUAUUGAGGGAGUUCGUGGUUGAUGUUAAACAUUAGUCGAUUCUAACGUGACGAUUUAAAACUAAGCUGACAAAAGGUUUACGGAUGUUACAUUUGAGGCCUAUAAAA
Bombyx mandarina (wild silkworm) is the source of this 1715-nucleotide messenger RNA. RefSeq names its product ceramide-1-phosphate transfer protein. The record is from RefSeq and is a predicted model, not a curated record. Gene Ontology annotation, molecular function: ceramide 1-phosphate binding; ceramide 1-phosphate transfer activity. Gene Ontology annotation, cellular component: membrane; cytoplasm; cytosol. NCBI's taxonomy places the organism in Eukaryota, Metazoa, Arthropoda, Insecta, Lepidoptera, Bombycidae. Gene Ontology annotation, biological process: ceramide transport; intermembrane lipid transfer.